CGACAACUUUGCUCGAAACCUCAAUCGCAACGUCAACAUGGCGGAUCCCCUGUCAAUUAUUGGAACAGCGGGAGCUAUUGCGAAUAUUAUCGACGUACUCACCAAAACGAUCACAACGGUAUGUGACAUGCGACAAGCCUGGAAAGUCGCCGACCUCAGCGUAUUUGCGUUGGAAAGCCAGCUCAAUCUCCUCAAAUUUGCACUUUGUGAAAUUCAGAAAUGGACCGAGUCCAGAUCCAACGAACAAUCGCAUCAAUUGGUGAUGCAAGUGGAUAGCUGCGUAAAGUGCUGUCGGCUUCUCAUUGGCAAGAUUGAUGGCGAAGUGUCGCAGUUUCAGAAAACGGUAGCCGGAGAUCUUGAGCUUGGUUCCAAGCUUUCUUUUCUGUUCAAGACGAAAGACAUGGAGCAGAUUCAGCGGAUGGUGGAUCAACAGACACAUACACUAACACUUUUGUUAAGUGCAUGCAACUCAAAUGCCUUGGAAGAGCAAAAUAGAAUCUUACAGCAGCCUAAGAUCAUACAGGCUCUGCAGGACAUGGAUCGAGACACUGCGUCUCUUAUUGUUCAUCAAGACUCAGACUCCAUAAUCACCGCUACAUCCGUAAGUUCUUCGAGACGGUCGGUUCAGUUCGCGUUUGAUCGGGAGCUUUUUAUUACCAAAGUAUACGAAAAAUGGAUUCGGAAGCUUGCAACGACACGGAGGACCAAUAGUCACAAUAGUCACGGCCCAGAAGAUAGCACUCAACAAGACCAUCAACAAAUUUCAAACAACGAGAUUGUCUUCACGAGUGCAUAUACCGAUGAGGAGCAGAAUUCCUUUACACAUACGCAAACUGCUAAAUCAGAACCAUCUCGGCCAUCGUCAUACUUUGGAGAACGGAUGAAUUCUUUAACACGUACCGCCCUGGGUAUAGAGCUGCAACCUUUGAAACGUGACCGAACUACGAGCGACUUGAGGCUUCAAACUAAGGAGUCCCGACGUAUUGACCAGAGCUUGAAAGAUGACUCCAAAUUGACCCAAGGAGAGGUCAAAGUAGCCAUCCUCGGCUCAAAGACUAGGAAGCGAGUCUUCGAAGAGAUGAGGUUAUCAGCCGGCCACCCGCAAUGCUACACAGUUUCACAGCUAUGCAUAUUUCGUCCCGUAAUCCUUGGGGCAGUUUUUGAAAGUGUUCAGUAUUUAGCAAAGAAGCUAUUGGUCGACGAGGCCAUCAGAGAAGAUCCGUUGCGGGCGAGCUUGGAGGACGUGCUGCUCGGCGACAAAGAAGAAUUGGAUCUUGAGAAUGGGUUUGAACCGUGGGUUGUCCAAAUAUUCCGCACAAUAAUGGAGCAUCCGGCGGCGAAGGCCUUGUUGGCGGACGAAACCUUCGUGCUUCCAGAGAAUGUUGACUACCUUUUAAACCAAAUCGAAAGGAUCGUGCAAGAUGAUUAUAUCCCGACAGACUUAGAUGCUAUAAGUUGUACAACACCACUGCCCGGCUGCGUGGAGGCUGCGUUCAACAUGGGCCAGCUCACUAUGCGAUUGACAGAUCCUGGCAACGCGACAGUCAGCCGGACAAAACUAUUUUCUCAACUCGAGACGGCAACAGCCGUCAUAUAUGUUUUCGAUCUAAGCAGCUCAUUUAGCGAAGCCUUGAUUCAGUAUGAAGCAACCGUCAAUUCACAUUGGCUAAAUUCAAGUAUCAUUGUCAUCUUCAACAAUCUCAAAGGAUUCGCCAAGAGACUCGCAGAAGCGCCACUUAGCGAUGGAUUCCCAGAUUAUGCAGGAAGAGAUGAUAAAAUAGGUGCAAUGAAUUAUAUCCUCUCCAGGAUCAAGCCUUUGACCCAGCCUGAUCUCCAGUUCUAUGCCCAUUUCACAAAUGGCGUGUAUGAUGAUGGGGACUUGUUGAAGAUAUGGCGAUACAUCCAGGAUGGUAUCGUCGACCGUGCGUUGAAAUCUCUCUUGCCGAGAUAA
Molecule: messenger RNA, 1951 nt
Organism: Fusarium oxysporum Fo47
Lineage: Eukaryota; Fungi; Ascomycota; Sordariomycetes; Hypocreales; Nectriaceae
Product: G-protein alpha subunit-domain-containing protein
Exons: 3
Coding region: 38-1951 (637 amino acids)
Biological process (GO): adenylate cyclase-activating G protein-coupled receptor signaling pathway
Cellular component (GO): heterotrimeric G-protein complex
Molecular function (GO): G-protein beta/gamma-subunit complex binding; GTPase activity; guanyl nucleotide binding
Source: RefSeq, a predicted model, not a curated record